AUGGGCGUCUCUGUCUACGGCCGACCAAAACUCAAGGACCGCCAUCGACUCAAGGCACCCAUUGCAGACUAUGUGGCGAUGGAGGGUGUGACGCCAUCGGCAUGGCUGGCUACCGGGCCUGACGGAUACGUCGACCGGGCAAGUGAGAGCAAGACCAAGCUGCCACACGUUGCCAGUGCGUUUUGCGACAAGGCCUUGGCCGACAUCGCCAACAACACCGGGUACGUCAUGGUAGCCAAGCGGAAGAAGAGCCCCGAUGGCGACACGGUGGCGUCGCGGCUCAUUCAAGCGGCGUUAGUGCGGACGCUCGACGGCGUUGCGCCGCCGCCCGAGCUCUCGGGCGCGCUCGCGCUGCAGCUGUAUAUUCACCCCAAGGGCUCGACCGGCACGGUCUACCGCUGCGAGUACGCCGUCUCAAGCAACCGCAAGGGCUUCACCUCGGUCAUUUACAAGUACUACGACCGGGUCGAAAAGAUGGCCGACGACGACCCGCGCAAGUCGGAUCCGCACCGCUCUGGCCAGAACGACGAGCUGGUGGUGACCAAGACAUUCCAAAAGUCCUCCGCCCGCGCCAUCAACGACCAGCUGUCAGAGCUCUCGCUGCGGAUCAUCCGCUUUGUCGAGACUGUUCGCAAGGUCCGCAUCCACCGGGCCUACUGUGACUUUAUCCUCGACUCGACUGCCGAGCCGCACUUUAUCCAGGCCAUCAACGUGUUCACCACCCGGCGCGCGCCGCGCCCGCGCCCGCCACCGCCGACCGCCCCAGUCGCCGACGCCGACGGCCGUCUCGUCGACGGUCGCGGCCGCAGUGAGCCCUCUGAGCUCGCGCCGGUGCCCGAGGACCUGGCCAUGGUCCGCGUCGCCCGCGCCAAGCAUGUUGGCUCGGACGCCAAUUGCGCCGGAGACUACUGCGACUACGAGCUCGUUGCUGUCGAGCCCGAGCUCCGCAUCCGCCCACGCGACUCGCCGCCGCCUGGCGAAACCCCACCGCUGCCUGAGUACUUUCACAUGGCCAACAAGUCGGUUAUCCUUGCCCGCUUCGAUCUCCUCCUGCAUCGCCCCGAGGACACCGCCGCCGCCGCCGCCGAUGCCUCGGGCAUCCGCGCCGUUGAGCUUUACAACGCCACUCUGGCCGCCACGAGCCCGUCAGCCUCGGACGCGCCGUCGGUCCUGGCCGGCAAGUUCCAGCGCAUCUCGCCCGAGGACUACUACCGCGAGGUCGAGGUCUGCGCCUCAUGCUACCAGAUCUACACCGCACUCGACGGCCAGCGGUCUGCAGACUUGCGCGCUCGUGACAAGGCCGAGCGCCGCCGACGGCGGCUCCGCCACAAGCAGCAUGAGCGCGAACGUGCGGAGCGCAACGCCCGCGGCGAUGGCAAGGCCUCCUCGGGUGGUCCGCGCGCCUGGGGCGCCCCGCUCCCGCCCGGCGCGUCACCGUCGUCGCUUCCACCGCGCAAGGCCCGCACGCCUGAGCGCCGCGUCAAGCGCGCCCCUCUUUACACCCCACAGAGCAAGGGCAAAGACGCGCGCCCGCGCGGGGCCCUCGCCAUUCCCAAGGACACGCCCAACUUUCUCAAGAUCAACCGCUCAUCGUCGCAAUCGCCGUAUGCGCUGCCAAAGCAGCGGCGAGGUUCGUCGCGCAAGCGCGGCGUGUCCCGCCGCCGCCCGCAGCAGCAAGACUCGCCCUCGCGCCCCGCUCCGCCGCGCAAGGCCCCGCAGGCUUACGUCCGGGAGGGCGCGCCCACCCGUCGCGCCGGCGGGGCUUCUCCGGCGCCCACACAUGCGUCCGCGUCCAGAGCUGCGCCCGAAGCCUCGCCAUCACGCCCAGAGCGCAAGACCGCCCCGCGCGACCCCAUCGCCGACGAGGCCGACGCGCUUCUCUCACAGUACUCGGGCCACGGGCAGGAGUCCAGCGCACGAGUGGUGAGCGGCUCGCCGGCGUCGGCCUCGUCGUCGGACGACGGGCGCAGCACCGAUCGCUCCAACGCAUCGUCGACCUCCGCCUCGGGCUAUGCGUACUCGUCGGAGAGGUAAAGCAGAGUAGCUAGG
Molecule: messenger RNA, 2049 nt
Organism: Thecamonas trahens ATCC 50062
Lineage: Eukaryota; Apusomonadida; Apusomonadidae
Exons: 2
Coding region: 1-2034 (677 amino acids)
Source: RefSeq, a predicted model, not a curated record